This is a messenger RNA of Laccaria bicolor S238N-H82, 1065 nucleotides long. RefSeq lists its product as uncharacterized. The record is from RefSeq and is a predicted model, not a curated record. Gene Ontology annotation, molecular function: transmembrane transporter activity. The transcript has 11 exons. Gene Ontology annotation, biological process: transmembrane transport. The annotation marks the transcript as partial. Gene Ontology annotation, cellular component: fungal-type vacuole membrane. Lineage: Eukaryota; Fungi; Basidiomycota; Agaricomycetes; Agaricales; Hydnangiaceae.
CCCGACGGUGGGUUCAGAGCGUGGCUUAUUGUUUUCGGGGUCAGUACCACUUACCCUCAUGAGUUCGGUUACGUCAAUUCUUGGGGUAUUUUUCAAGCCUACUAUCAACUAACCCUCCUACACGACUCGCCACCAUCAAGCAUCGCGUGGAUAGGUUCCAUCCAAUACGCCCUCAUAUUCCUCCCAGCAAUAUUCAUAGGCCGCCUAUUCGACCUGGGCCAUUUCCGCGUCCUAUUCCUCUCCUCAAGCGCGCUCUUAGUAGGCGCGACGUUCUUAGUAGCGCAAUGUACGCAGUACUGGCAUUUUCUCCUUUGUCAAGGGAUAGCCGUUGGGGCGGCGUGCGGAGGUAUUUUCGGACCUACCGCCGCGGUCAUCGCGCAUUGGUUCAAGAAGCGGAGGGGGCUGGCUAUGGGGAUUGUAGCUGUUGGAUCGUCGCUUGGGGGCGUAGUUUUGCCGAUUGCGUCCUCUGACGGGUUUUUGGAUUAUAGCUUUCCGUGGACGAUGAGGGUACUCGGAUUUAUCCUCCUUGUAGUCUUGGGCGCUGCGAAUUUGACCCUGAAACGGCGUCUACCAUCUCGAAAUGUACCGGGAGGCCUCUUCAACUGGGGCGCCUUCAAAUCGGCGCCUUUCUCCGUUUAUUGCGCCUCGGCGUUUUUCAACUUUCUUGGAUUAUACACCGUCCUGACUUACGUCGACGUCAGCGCAGCUUCAAUCGGCAUAUCCCCUUCGUUCUCCUUUUAUUUUGUCGCAAUCGCAAACGCAGGGUCUCUCCUAGGUCGCUACGUCGCUGGGUAUAUGAGCGAUCGACUCGGUCCAAUGAACAUUAUGAUACCCUUUACCGGAGUAGCCGGGAUAUUAACCUACGCAUGGCCAUUCGCCAAGACGAAAGCGUCGCUUCUCGCUUUGACGGUUCUUUACGGGUUCGCUUCGGGUUCAUAUAUAUCUCUGCUCGCCAACCCAAUGAUGGAUCUGGGAGAUACGCAUGAUGUCGGCAGAAGGCUAGGAAUGUUUUUGAGUAUCAUGUCCUUUGGCGCGUUGGCUGGCCCUCCAAUAUCGGGCGCGAUU